Messenger RNA from Hippopotamus amphibius kiboko, 518 nucleotides. RefSeq names its product apelin receptor early endogenous ligand (gene APELA). Bases 120 to 284 code for a protein of 54 amino acids. Gene Ontology annotation, molecular function: apelin receptor binding. Gene Ontology annotation, biological process: heart development; apelin receptor signaling pathway. The transcript is spliced from 3 exons. The record is from RefSeq and is a predicted model, not a curated record. NCBI's taxonomy places the organism in Eukaryota, Metazoa, Chordata, Mammalia, Artiodactyla, Hippopotamidae.
CGGCUGCUUGCUGAGGUUCGUCCUCAGGAUGUGAGCAGAGCCGCACGGACCGCACAAACUCUUCAGAGACGGUUGCGUCUACCUUGCGAGCUCUUGCUCCACCCUCGUGUGGCAGAAAAAUGAGAUUUCAGCGAUUCUUUUUUCUACUUUUUAUUUUUAUGAUGAGUCUUCUGCUUAUCCACGGACAGAGACCGGCUAACUUGGCAAUGAGAAGAAAAUUUCACAGACACAGCUGCCUACAGAGGAGAUGUAUGCCUCUCCAUUCGCGCGUGCCCUUCCCCUGAGGACCUGUACAGGGUGUCCAACUGCCUACCUGGAAUCACCUCAGCUGCCCUGCAGACUGCAGACACUUGAAGCCCAUGGCCACAGUGCACAUGCAGAUCUCCACCAUGGCUUCUGCACAGCUAUUCCUGUAACUCAGCUCUCUGUUCCAAUGCCGUUCAUGUCAUCAGGAAGGACUUCCCUGAUGAUCCUUUAUGUAAAACAGCAGUACCAAAAUAAAGUUUUAAAACAAUUCU